Molecule: messenger RNA, 5196 nt
Organism: Echinostoma caproni
Lineage: Eukaryota; Metazoa; Platyhelminthes; Trematoda; Plagiorchiida; Echinostomatidae
Source: the annotation of a GenBank genome assembly
AUGUCACAAUUGUUUUGCGGUGUGAAACCAGAAGAGAACGAUAUCGGUCUAGCAGUUUCACUGCUCAAAUCUUUAAACGGGACCACAGCAGCCAGUAUGGUCUCGGGCACAGUUAGUCGUGUGGCAAGAAGCACGAAUAUUGAUAAUUCGUCAAAUCAAGAGCCCAACAAAAAUGUAACCAGCACAACAGAAGCCCCCAAAACAUUCUGUCAACGUCUAAUCGAGCUCCUAAUGAUAAGACCAAUUCAACCUUACACAGAACGAAUUAGGUUUUUCCUAUAUACUUAUAUUUACUACUACCCUUCUACAUUUGUUACGGACACGAUUAUGAAACGUGCAACUGCAUCACAUCGAUUGUUGAUCAAGCUUCGAGAUACGCUGACUCAAAUUCAGUCGCAUACAAUGCCGACAUUGAACGAAUUUUUACUGAACAGUGAUUCCAUCAAUCGGUUUCGUAAAGCGCUACAAGCAUGUGCAGAGACGGGGACUGCGGACAGCAUUGCUUGUCGUGACUUGCUAACUUUUCUCGACCCGUCUCCGGAUCCCAAUAGAACUGAAUUGAACAUCUUCACUGUGCUUAAAAACAUAAACAUUUUAUUCGGAUAUGUGCUAGAAAUUUUGAAAUGUGCUAAUUUGAAAAGUCGUUUGGUCCCGUCAACGAAAACACAAUUUGAGGGGUACAUGGAGUUGUUUCAGAAGCCCACGUUUCCCAGUGGAAUAGGUGUGGAUUUUCGGCGUGUACCGAAAACAUUAAAUUGGACCGCAAUUACCAACACGUCAGAACACGUAUUUGAAAUCGCGCUGAGAAAAAUUGAAGACACAUACAAUUUCAAAGUGUUUGAUCGGUAUUGGACACCGAGACCACGUCAGAAUCCCAAAAAUGGCGAUAUGAAGUACAUUACCACCGGUUUCAUUGAUCUUCAAGAAUCUAUCAGUCAGGCGAUAGUGUCCAUCGCUUCGUCCAAACCGGAUCUACUUGACACCCCGGCCGAUCCGACCGAAUUGUACAGCAAUCGGAUUACCGCACAACAACUGAAACUGUUCCCGACCCCAUGCUACACAGAUCGAAGUUUUCUAGCGUCCAUGGCAAAAAUGCUACCGCAAUUUUUACUCUUUGCUUGGAUAUUCACUGCCAUGUUCACAGCCAAAUGUAUUGUCGAGGAAAAAGAACAACGCUUGAAAGAAUUCACCAAAAUCAUGGGUGUAUCGAACAUGACACAUUGGCUUGGUUGGUUGACAAUGAAUUUAUUGAUCGUGCUUCCGUGUAGCAUUCUAAUCACUCUGAUGUUAAAGUAUACCCGAGUACUUCAGGAUACCAAUUAUGGGAUAUUGUUGUUUUUAUUCAUUUCCUAUGUGUUUUCUGUGAUAGCAUUGACCUUUCUCUGUUCCACAUUUUUCACACAUGCCAAUCUGGGUGCUGUGGUCACAGGCAUGAUCUAUUUCAUUCUUUAUCUACCCACUCCGAUGAUCCUAUCCAAUGAAGCCGCUUUGCCACCAUCUGCUUUCUACGGUGCAUCCGUAUCCACUCAGGUUGCAUUCAGUUUGGGUAUGUACUACAUCUUGCGAGCGGAAUCAUACGGGAUGGGCACCAGGUGGUCUACAUUCUGGUCAAAUGAUCAAGUGUCCAUGGAAUUUUCCCCUGGUAAAGCCACUCUCAUGUUGUGGGUCGAUACGGCAAUCUAUCUUAUUUUGACCUGGUACAUUGAAGCAGUCUAUCCCGGUCGGUAUGGGGUUCGUAAACCACUUUACUUCCCGUUCACUCGAGCAUAUUGGCAGAGCUCACGCGACAUUGAAUCGGAUUCGCUGAAUGACAUUCCAAAGGAUCUAGACGAACCGAUCUUCACGAAGGAUUCAACUCUGUUUGAACCGCCUCCGGAGAAUGCUCUGAUUGGUAUCGCAAUACGUGAUCUGACCAAGAAAUACAAGAAGCGUUCCAAACCGGCCUUGGACGGACUGUCUAUGAAUUUCUAUGCGGAUCAGGUUACUUCAUUACUCGGUCAUAAUGGAGCAGGUAAAUCCACAUUGAUGUCCAUUUUAACCGGUAUGCAAUCAGCCUCGAGUGGUCUGGCAUUGGUUGCGGGUCAUGAUAUACAAAAACAGUUGCAAACUGUGCGUGAUAUGGUUGGUUUUUGCCCUCAGUACAACAUUCUGUUUGACAAUCUUACUGUUGCGGAACACAUUCAAUUCUACGCCUCGCUGAAAGGAGUUGAUAGACGAACAAUUUCUUCCGAAAUCGAUCGACUUAUGGACGUUCUCGGAUUCCCCGAUAAACGAGAUGAUCGGAGUAAAUCACUGUCCGGAGGGCAGAAGCGUAAACUGUCUGUAGCGAUUGCAUUUGUAGGUAGAUCAAAAGUAGUUUUCCUGGAUGAACCGACCGCAGGUGUUGACCCGUAUUCACGUAGAUCCAUUUGGGACUUGAUUAUCUGUUUGAAACCUGGUCGUACCAUUGUUCUAACCACACAUCACAUGGAUGAAGCAGAUAUUCUAGGAGAUCGAAUCGCGAUCAUAUCACAGGGCCGAUUGAAGUGUGAAGGUUCCAGCUUGUUUUUGAAAGCUAAUCAUGGUCAGGGAUACCACCUAAUCUUGCAACGUAUCGCGGACGAUAACGAUUCUACUACCGAAACCAGUUCAUCAAUCCACAAUCAGGAAAUAUUGGAUUAUAUACAGCGUUACAUGCCCAUGGCAGAACUGGUGGAUGUAUGUGCCACGGAGUUAACACUGCAACUCCCCGGACAUUAUGCGAUCGAUGGAACGUUUACUCACUUUUUCAAACAUAUGGAAUCCAACCCACCUCAUCAGGUACCAGAUGCUCUGCUCAAACUGGGAAUCGUGGGCUAUGGUUUAUCUGAUACAUCACUGGAAGAAGUAUUUUUGGAAAUGGCUGACGACCCGGCUCAUCAGGUUGACUUAUUAGACGAGAUCGAGUCGGUGAACACCGCGAGUAACGACGUAGAGUCGGAACAACACUUCAAAAAAGAGGACGCAGAAAAGGAGAGAAAUGGGUUAGAACAAAAUGCAUCGGAGAGAGAUAAUGGAGACCGGAAAAGAAGAGGACAUUUUGCGCGUCGUCGCUCACAGUUAGACACAUUGCGGCACAGCUCGCGGCUGCAGAGGUUCACCGAUGGUGGGCAGUUACCUGCACCAGCCACGAGACGCAGUUUGGUGGAUCGUCGACGUUUAUUCUCACAGAACACAUCACAAACAAAACGCUCUCAAAUCACUAAAACUGACCUCAAACAACUCUCCUUGGAAGAACUGAAAGUCAGCGUGAUGCAACAACUACGUGCCAUGUUUCCAAAACGUUUUCAUCAUUUCAAACGCUAUAAAAAGGGUUGGCUUAUUGAAUUCCUCCUACCCAUUCUGUUAAUUCUUCUGGCUAUGGGUUUUAUCAGUAUUGUUGUACGCGUGACCAUGAAGAAUCCUCCUAUGCCCAUCAGUCCGUGGCUGAUGGCCCCCAAACGCGGUGAGCUGGCCACGUUCUAUGAAAACCAGGCAUAUGCAAAAGAGGAUCCACAGGAAUGGUCCCUAUCGUCAGGACAAAUUUAUCAAGUGGUUAUGGACUACGAACGGGCUUUAGGUGCGCCGUAUGGAUGGACCGGAACCAGGUGUCUGCCCAAAGAGAUUUAUCAGUUCAUUCCACAAGACCAUUCCAGUUGCGAGGAAACAUGGACCAGUUUACCGCCGUGGGAACCACAAUUCGAGUUGUCCGCCGUAGAGCGCGAAAUGGCCCGAAACAGCUCGCAUGUCGUCUGUUCAUGUCGAACCGGAGGUCAAAUCUGUCCGGCAGAUAGUAUUAAACCAAAUCCACCUCCGCAUGUGGACCUACAAACAACCGAUGUGUUGUAUAACCUGACAGCGUACAAUGUAACCGAGUAUCUGCUCAAAACCAGUGAUCAUUUCUUUCUUCGACGCUUCGGUGGCCUAAGCUUCAUCCUUGAUCCUAAUUGGCCUAUUCGAGGACUGAUGGAGCAAUUCUUAAACCCCAAAAAUCCUUUAUAUGCAGCUAUGGGCGCUCUGACACCGGUCGUGAACCAGACUGGAGUUAAUAAAACCGAUCCGGCUUGGGCAGACUUGGCCAACAUUAUUCGUCUCAUGCUUCCCCCACCUUAUCACAUGAGAAUUUGGUUCAAUAACAAAGGCUAUGUCUCAUCAGUGGCCUAUUUGAACAUGUUACAAAAUAUGCAGCUUCGUAUGGUUGAAGGAGUGACCGCGCUCACGACACGUCGUAGUUACGGUCUGGUGAUCAUAAACCAUCCAUUGGAUUCGCCCCCAGAAGUCAGUGUGAGCGAUUCCGCGCCAUUGUUCUAUGAUGCCACACUGGCAUUGUUCACAAUUUUGGCUUUGUCGUUCAUUCCGGCCAGUUUUAUCACAUUUCUAGUCUUGGAGGUCCAGACUGGAUCCAAACACCUACAGAUGGUGUCCGGUUUAAAUGGUUACGUUUACUGGCUAAGUGUGUAUCUGUGGGACAUUGUGAAUUUUAUUGCUCCCACCCUACUGUGUGUCAUCGUCUUCGUCGCUUUCCAAAAAUAUGCCUACAUCGGAUCGGAUUCCAUUGGAGCGUUUCUAGGUCUGUUGUUUCUCUACGGUCUGUCUGUCCUGCCUAUGCUCUACCCGGCCUCAUUCUUCAUUCGUAAUCCAAGCACAGCGUUGGUGAUAGUGGCUGUUUUCAAUUUACUACUUGGAGCGACCACAGUGAUGGCCACAUUCUUGCUGGACUAUCUACAACAAGGAGAUAGUAGCUUGAUACCGAUCAAUUCUGCGCUUAAAUCUAUUUUCCUCAUCUUUCCACAAUACGCGUUUGGUCGCGGAAUAUAUAAUCUGGCGAUCCGAUACAAUUUGCUUGCACUUCGCGACUCCGGUCUCAUUGAUACGCAAGACUGGGAGAAUCCGUUUGCAUGGAAUGUGGUUGGACGGCAUUUGUUUGCCAUGGGUUUGGAGGCUAUCAUUUACUCCGUCCUGGUGGUUCUCAUCGAACAUGACUUCUAUCGUUCACGCAUUCGAGACUACUUCCACGCACGUUAUCCUCGACUGGAAAAACGAUACACACAUCGCUUGCAAAAGCGACUGGCCAGAUUGGAUCGCGAAGACGGGACGGGAGUGGCAAACGAUGUACGCGAGGAACAAUACAGAGUGAGAAAAUGUAUGUUCAAACAGACUGAUACAUUCUUUACGGCCAUUGUCGGCCAACACGAGUGA